Messenger RNA from Anopheles aquasalis, 1445 nucleotides. RefSeq lists its product as uncharacterized. The record is from RefSeq and is a predicted model, not a curated record. Lineage: Eukaryota; Metazoa; Arthropoda; Insecta; Diptera; Culicidae.
GAAGAAGAGAAGUUCUUGGAAAGUCGCUGGAUUUCUUGGCGGAAGAGUGAGCUGGGUUAAGUGGGAUUUACUUUGAUUAAAGCAGAAUGUCGGAGGAGUUUGACGGGCGAUUUAAUGAGCGUCUUCUGGAGCUGACGCAAGAUGCAUUUUGUGAAUUGGGUUUCGAGCUGUUCGAUCCAACCGGACGGCCGACCAACUGCUUGCAGAGUCUUGUCACGGAAUCAAUGAAACCCGCGAGCAAAGCAUCUAAAGCACCAAAACAACCGACAGUCCCAGAGAGUUCCGCAGAAACGGAGGAUAACCUUAUCAGUCAGUUGAACCUGAACUUGGAACAAGCAGGCGAUAUACAGUACCGUAUAUCCAAUCUACUUGCGAUAAUCGAAUGCCACGAAGAAAAGAUAGCAGCUGUGCGACCCGAAUUAACGAAGAAUAUCGAAGACGAGCGCACACCAAUAGGACAGCGAGUAACAGAAACGAAGGAAAAGGUGUACAAAAAGGCGAGCGCAGAGCAAUCUUUGCUGCAGCAAGAGAACCAACGGUUACUCAGGCAAAAAAUCAACAACCCCUCCAGAAGGCGGUCCUCUGGAUCGAAAGCAAUCGAGAGUCUUAUCCAGCAACGAGACCGCGAGUUUCAGUUGUUGAGUGCAUUUUUCAAGUACAUCGUAAGUGAUCUGACGACCCGACGAAAUGUGAAACGUUCGGAGCUAGCCGCGGAUCUUCGCGGAAUUCGUCAAAGUUUACAGUUGCUACUAGAUCAAGACCAACCUCCAGUUGCUUCGAUUUUGGAAGGGCAAUCGACCGACAACCAACAGCAAAGCAGUAUCGCACAUGAGCAGAAAUUUUCCAGCACAAUGCCUAUAACUAAGCAGUUUCCAUCAGAGAAGGCUCAAGGAAGUGGGGCAAGAGAGAAAGGUCCGUCUACCAGCAGCAGUUCGUCGUCGUCGUCGGCGUCGCUACUGAAGAUCCAUCCGCAUUGUCCCCAGGGCGGAAGUAUGGUAAAGGCUGAAAUUAAAUCGGAAAAAGAUGAUUCUACUGAAGUAAUAGAAAUCAUCGACGAUGACGAUGAGGAUUAAGACUCUAGAGUGAGUGUGUUUCUUGGAAGGGAAGUUUAUUAAGUGCUUCUACAUGCAGUAGUCACGCUUUAACAACGGGACGAUAGCAUUCUAGUACUGUAAUGAUUCACUGAUUUAAUAGUAUCGCGUUCUACACUGUAUUAAACAGAUGCUGAAUUAAUCGUCGCUGAAUUGGCCAAUCACAACGUGCCAGCACUUUUAUGUGUAAAAUCAAAUCAAGGACUUAUAUAAUUCACCAAAAUGGAAGGCGCCAUGUGUGCACAAGACGCUCUUCAGUCGGUGCCGGACAUGUUUGGGUGGAAAGAUCAUUCUACGUUGAAAUACUUAUUUGGGGUUGGAUGCAUGACAAUAAACGAUAGACAAACAACACAA